Messenger RNA from Entelurus aequoreus (snake pipefish), 2675 nucleotides. RefSeq names its product cytochrome P450 27C1-like. The record is from RefSeq and is a predicted model, not a curated record. Gene Ontology annotation, biological process: C21-steroid hormone biosynthetic process; cholesterol metabolic process; cortisol metabolic process. Lineage: Eukaryota; Metazoa; Chordata; Actinopteri; Syngnathiformes; Syngnathidae. Gene Ontology annotation, molecular function: oxidoreductase activity, acting on paired donors, with incorporation or reduction of molecular oxygen; heme binding; iron ion binding. Bases 144 to 1724 code for a protein of 526 amino acids. The transcript has 9 exons. Gene Ontology annotation, cellular component: mitochondrial inner membrane.
UCUCCACGUCCUGAGGUGCCCAAACACGCACUUUGUCCAAAACUCCACCACACAAGACGCUUUACGUUCGCGUACGCGGUGCGCAUGUGCAGGGCGCCGCCAGCUUUUUACGCACAACAACAACAACAACAACAACAACAACAAUGGCGGUUUUUAGUCAUUUCACUGCUGGUUGCAGGAGGAAGUUCCAGGUGGAGCAGCUCAGGGUUUUGCACAAGUCGGCUUUCGGGAUCCCGUCGCCCACCACGGACGAGGACGGCGCGUCCCGCAGCGUCCUGGCGGCGGACAAAAGCGUGAAGAGCUUGAAGGAGAUGCCAGGACCCAGCACCGCCUCCAACCUGCUGGAGUUCUUCUGGAGGGACGGUUUCAGUCGGAUCCAUCAAAUCCAGAUGGAACACAGCAGGAAGUAUGGGAAAAUCUUCAAGUCCCACUUUGGACCACAACUGGUGGUCUCCAUCGCAGACCGAGACCUGGUGGCUCAGGUGCUGCGGGCCGAGGGCGUGGCCCCUCAGAGAGCCAACAUGGAGUCCUGGAAGGAGUACAGGGACAUGAGGGGACGCUCUACAGGCCUCAUCUCGGCGGAGGGCGACCACUGGUUGAAAAUGCGAAGCGUCCUGAGACAACUCAUCAUGCGACCCCGCGACGUGGCCGUCUUCUCCGACGACAUCAACCGGGUUGUAGACGACAUGGUCCAGAGACUUUGUAUCCUGCGCAGCCAGGAGGCGGACGGAGUGACCGUGGUCAACAUCAACGACCUCUUCUUCAAGUACGCCAUGGAAGGCAUUGCAGCCAUUUUGUACGAGUGUCGCCUCGGCUGUCUGCAAAACCAGAUUCCCCGGGAAACUCAAAACUACAUCGACGCGCUGCACCUCAUGUUCAGGUCCUUCAAGACCACCAUGUACGCCGGAGCCAUCCCCAAGUGGCUGCGGCCCGUCAUCCCCAAACCUUGGGAGGAGUUCUGCUACUCCUGGGACGGCCUCUUCAAAUUCAGCGUCCUUCACAUCCAGGAGAGGCUGGCUGAGAUCAAGGGGCAGCUGGAGCGCGGGGAGGAAGUGAGGGGAGGCCUGCUCACUCACAUGCUCGUCACCCAGGAGAUGAGCAUGGAGGAAAUCUACGCCAACGCGACGGAGAUGUUACUGGCGGGCGUCGACACCACCUCCUUCACGCUGUCCUGGGCCAGCUACCUGCUGGCCAGACACCCUGAGAUCCAGGAGCAGAUCUACGCGGAGGUGGAGAGGACUUUGGGCCCUCGAGCUGUCGCCACGGCCGACGACGUCCCUCGUCUGCCUCUGAUCAGAGGCCUGGUCAAAGAGACUCUCAGGCUUUUUCCAGUUCUCCCUGGCAAUGGCCGGAUCACCCAGGACGACCUGGUGGUGGGCGGAUACUUCAUCCCCAAAGGGACUCAGUUGGCCCUGUGUCACUACUCCACUUCCCUGGAAGAGGAGAACUUCGCCGACGCCUUGGACUUCCGGCCGGAUCGCUGGAUCCGGAAGGACUCCUCGGAUCGCGUGGACAACUUUGGCUCCAUUCCCUUCGGCUACGGCAUCAGGAGUUGCAUCGGCAAGAGGAUAGCGGAGCUGGAGAUGCACCUGGUCCUGACUCGGCUGGUUCAGAGGUUCCACAUCGGCACGUCUGCGCUCUCCGCCGACGUCAAGGCCAAAACGCACGGCCUCCUGUGCCCUGCAGACCCCAUCCACCUGCAGUUCACCGACAGGAACAACUAGGGAGGGAUCUUCUUCAUAUUCUGACCAACUGUACUGUUCAUGUAUGACUAGUUCAGGGGUCGGCAACCCUGCAUGCGGCUCUUUAGCGCCGCCCUAGUGGCUCUCUGGAGCUUUUUCAAAAAUGUAUGAAAAAUGGAAAAAGAUGAGGGGAAAACAUAUAUUUUUUGUUUUAAUAUGGUUUCUGUAGGAGGACAAACAUGACACAAACCUCCCUAAUUGUUAUAAAGCACACUGUUUAUAUUAAACAUCCCUCACUGAUUCGAGUAUUUGGCGAGCGCCGUUUUGUCCGACUAAUUUUGGCGGUCCUUGAACUCACCGCAGUUUGUUUCCAUGUAUAACUUUCUCCGACUUUCUAGGACGUGUUUUAUGCCACUUCUUUUCCUGUCUCAUUUUGUCCACCAAACUGUAAACGUUGUGCGUGAAGGCACAAAGGUGAGUUUUGUGGAUGUUAUUGACUUGUGUGGAGUGCUAUUCAGACAUAUUUGGUCACUGCAUUAAUGCUAGCUAAUCGAUGCUAACAUGCUAUUUAGGCUAGCUAUAUGUACAUAUUGCAUCAUUAUGCCUCAUUUGUAGCUAUAUUUGAGCUCAUUUGGUUUCCUUUAAGUCAUCUUAAUUCAAUUUAUAUCUCAUGACACACUAUCUGUAUGUAAUAUGGCUUUUAAUUUUUUGCGGCUCCAGACAGAUUUGUUUUUGUAUUUUUGGUCCAAUAUGGCUCUUUCAACAUUUUGGGUUGCCGACCCCUGCGUUUUUGUGGGAACUCAUCCUUCUGUUUUACUGAGGUUUUACUCAGACUUGGUGUAGCAAUGAGGACAAAUUGUUGUUUUCAUCUAGUUGGCUUUUCCCCCUGAUUCAGACCCACAGCCGUUUACAUAAUCCAUUAGAUUAUGUCAAUCCAGAUGUGUCAAACUCCUUAUUUUAAACGCCUGGAAACAAUAUGUAGCAAUAAAGUAC